CCUUCCCCCUCGCCCGCCCGCUCCCGCUUCCAGCGGCGCCGGGCCUCCCGCUCCGCCUCCCCGUGCGCGGCUCUCCCGGGCGCGGCUCCGGGGUUCAUGGUGACGAGGCGGCGGCCGCUCGAGCCCAGCGGCGGCGGCGGCGGGAGCUGGGGCGCGGGCCCGGGCCGCCUCUCCCAGAGCGCGGGGCCGGGCGGCGGGCGCGCCCAGGCAGCGGCUGCGAGCGCCCCCCCGCGCCGCGCCCCCGCGCCCCCCGCGCCGCGCCCCCGCGCGCUUGGCUUGCGGGGGGCCGGGCCUGCGGGCGGCCGCCGCGCCGCGCACCCAUGGACGGCCCGGCCAUCAUCACCCAGGUGACCAACCCCAAGGAGGACGAGGGCCGGUUGCCGGGCGCGGGCGAGAAAG
This is a messenger RNA of Homo sapiens (human), 399 nucleotides long. RefSeq names its product CTD small phosphatase like (gene CTDSPL). Gene Ontology annotation, biological process: regulation of transcription by RNA polymerase II. NCBI's taxonomy places the organism in Eukaryota, Metazoa, Chordata, Mammalia, Primates, Hominidae. Gene Ontology annotation, molecular function: phosphatase activity; RNA polymerase II CTD heptapeptide repeat phosphatase activity; protein serine/threonine phosphatase activity. The record is from RefSeq and is marked validated. Gene Ontology annotation, cellular component: nucleus.